Messenger RNA from Penicillium egyptiacum, 315 nucleotides. The record is from the annotation of a GenBank genome assembly. Lineage: Eukaryota; Fungi; Ascomycota; Eurotiomycetes; Eurotiales; Aspergillaceae.
AUGCCUCAUCACGAGACGAUCGGAAAGCGCCAGCGUCCCUUGGCCAAUCAGUCCACAAUAGACCCAAGUCUAGAUCAAGACAAUGAUGUUACCACUGUCUACUGGCGUCCCGCUAUCUUCUGCACUCUUAUAUAUCUUCUGAUUGGAAUUGGGUAUUUCAUCAGCGCCGCACCGCAACUGCGUCUCUUGGAGUCAAUCAUAUGUCAGCAGUACUAUGAAGAUUCCGAAUCCUCAGCGUCAGAAGCGGGAAUUCCUGAGCAUCUCUGCAAGGAAGGUCCUGUUCAGGCUGCCCUGGCCCAACUUCUUGGAUGGUAA